Trichomonas vaginalis G3 is the source of this 561-nucleotide messenger RNA. RefSeq lists its product as uncharacterized. The record is from RefSeq and is a predicted model, not a curated record. Bases 1 to 561 code for a protein of 186 amino acids. Lineage: Eukaryota; Parabasalia; Trichomonadida; Trichomonadidae. The transcript has a single exon.
AUGUCAAGUUCCUCAUCUUCACAUUCUUCAAGAUUAUCUUCACCACGAAUUCAAUCACCACUCCGUUACAAUAAACCGAGUAAUUCAUUUGUUGAAAAAAUCAAGGAGUUUCUUCACUCAAAUCAUUAUAUUUUUUUCACAUUAGUAAUUUCUCUGGCUCCAUUAUUCAAACUUGCGACUCUAAAAGUUACGAUAUAUUGUCCAAUAUCUCAUUCAUCUUCAGUUUGUGUUCAAUGUCCAAAGCAUGCAAUUUGCAAUUUUGUCGAGUUUGAAUGCAUCGAAAAUUACACUAAGUUUAAUAAAAUAUGUAUUCCUUCAGAAGAAGCAUAUUAUUAUAAUGAAUUAUAUAACGAUAUUUUUAAUUCUUUCACUACCGAUAAUAAUAUUGUUCUUCAACAGCUUGAAAAGGAAAAGUUAAUCAAAAUUAUUGAAUCAAACAAACGAUAUUCUGUUGAUGAUAAUGGAGAUAUUCAUAUGAUACUUAUUCCAAGUCUUAUUUACACCAUAAUAUCAUCUAUAUGCUUGUUUUCAUUACUGCAAUGCAUCAGAUUUAUUUUCUGA